Scedosporium apiospermum is the source of this 2139-nucleotide messenger RNA. Its product is annotated as Duf803 domain membrane protein. Gene Ontology annotation, molecular function: magnesium ion transmembrane transporter activity. Bases 1 to 2139 code for a protein of 712 amino acids. The transcript is spliced from 2 exons. Lineage: Eukaryota; Fungi; Ascomycota; Sordariomycetes; Microascales; Microascaceae. The record is from RefSeq and is a predicted model, not a curated record. Gene Ontology annotation, cellular component: membrane. Gene Ontology annotation, biological process: magnesium ion transport.
AUGGCUCUCCUGUUCACGAGCGGCUUCGCCGGCGUAUACUCGAAUACGACCUUGACGGACCCUCCAGACGACCAACCCCCCGACGAGGAGCUUCGGAAUUGGUCCUCACUGAUAGGCAUCGUGACGGCAAUCGUCGGCAAUGUGCUCAUCGCCUUGGCCCUUAACGUGCAGAGGUAUGCACAUAUCAGGCUCCAUCGCGAACGCCACAGGAUAAAAGAGCAAGCGAGACAGGCCGAGCGACGGGCGAAGCAUUCGUCUUACAACGCUUCGUACUAUGGGGCUUUUGACAGCAACGGCUCUCCGGCAGAGUCACCUGCGAGGAACGGUCUAGUCGAUUAUGACCCUCCCAGCGGCGAUAACGGGCCCAGUGCUCGUCGGCCGUCACAAGCUAGGCCUGCGCCUAUCUCGCGGACCACCUCCGAGCUAUCAGAUCCUCCGUCCUCCUCGUAUCUAAAGUCUACGUAUUGGUGGUUGGGACAGGUCCUGAUUACGCUGGGCGAGAUGGGCAAUUUCCUAGCCUACGGCUUUGCCCCUGCCUCUAUCGUGUCGCCGCUCGGCGUGGUGGCCUUGAUAUCCAACUGCAUCAUUGCCCCGAUGCUGUUCAACGAGAAGUUUAGACAAAGGGAUUUCUGGGGCGUCGUUAUUGCUGUUGGCGGCGUGGUGACGGUCGUGCUAAGCGCGAGCCAGCAAGAGGCCAAGCUGGAUCCUCAUGACGUGUGGGAUGCAAUUACGACGCUCGAGUUCGAAAUCUAUCUAGCCGUGACAGUUUUUCUCAUAAUACUCUUGAUGUGGAUGAGCUCCACAAUUGCCAACCGUACUAUUCUAGUUGACCUGGGGCUGGUUGGCCUAUUUGGUGGCUACACUGCACUAGCUACUAAGGGUGUCUCGUCCAUGCUCUCUUCUACGCUAUGGAGAGCUUUUACGACACCAGUGACGUAUGCUCUUCUUCUUAUUCUUCUUGUCACGGCGAUCAUGCAAAUCCGAUAUCUAAACAAGGCGUUGCAACGAUACGACUCAACUGUGGUUAUCCCGAUUCAAUUUGUCAUGUUUACGCUAUGCGUUAUUAUUGGUAGCGCUGUGCUCUACCGAGACUUUGAGAGCACAACUGUGACCCGGGCUAUCAAGUUUGUUGGCGGUUGUCUCUUGACCUUUUUCGGAGUGUUCUUAAUCACGAGUGGACGGCCACCCCGACACGACGAUGACGAGGAAUUUUACCACGAUCUCGACGACGCGGAGGAGGCUAUUGGGCUCCUCGAGCAAGACCAGACCGGCUCCAGCAGCUCUGUGCGAUCGCGCAGGUCAUCCCGGUCGUCUCGAUCAUCUCGGAUUAAUUUUACAGACGCCUUUGUCAAGCCAUUCAGCAUCCAGCGCGACAGCGGCGUCCCGACACUCCGGGCCCCUAUUUCGGGAGCACCCAAACUGUCGUCAUCGAACGACGUCGGACAGUCGGCGCCUCAUCCCUGGCGCGCAUUGUACGAUGAUGACAUCAGCGCAACCCACCACACACAAUCGCUACGAGAUCCAGCCAUGCCGCGCCUUUCCAGGGAAAACUCAGCGACGUCGGAUAGGCUCUUUACGGAGCCGUCGACGCCACGGAACGGCGGCGCGGGGUCCCUUCAACAAUAUGUUGACGACCAACAACAGCAACAACAACAACAACCAUUACUAACACAACAACCAACAACGCCGACGCCAAGGCCGUCGACGGCUAAACUUCACAACCGACACCUUAACGGCCCGUUGAUAUCACCGUCUCCCCUAUCCUCAACGGUCUCGGCCGUGGUAAAGGAUACUUUGAGGCGACAUGGGGACAAUCCCAUGAUGCACAAUACGUCGCUGAGCCGGAUCAGGUCGAGCAUCAGGGCGAGCUUAUACAUUUCCGACGACGACGAGGAAGGGCAUGAGGAGAGGCGGGGGAGCGGUGCGAGGGAGCCGCUCUUUGGAGACUUAACAGAUGUUGAGGAGGGCAGUUCGCUGGCGGAGGGCCGCGAUCGCCCGGAUGACCAUGAAGCGAAGAAGAGGACUCGGAGUCUUAGUGAUACCCUGGGUGAGCUUUUCAAGAUUAAGAGGAGGAGGGAAGACGAACAUGGAGAUGGCGGCGAAGAAGAGGAUGGCGACGCUGGAUCUGAUGAUAGAUGA